This is a messenger RNA of Microthlaspi erraticum, 1740 nucleotides long. Lineage: Eukaryota; Viridiplantae; Streptophyta; Magnoliopsida; Brassicales; Brassicaceae. The record is from the annotation of a GenBank genome assembly.
AUGUGUGUUGAUAGUCGCGCAAUCAACAAAAUCACGAUUCGUUAUCGAUUUCCCAUUCCGCGUCUUGAUGAUCUCCUCGAUCAAAUUGGCUCUGCUUCUCUGUUUACCAAGUUGGACUUGAAGAGUGGAUAUCAUCAAAUUCGAAUUCGUCCAGGUGAUGAGUGGAAAACAGCCUUCAAAACUCGUGAGGGUUUGUUUGAAUGGCUCGUUAUGCCGUUUGGUCUUUCAAAUGCCCCUAGUACCUUUAUGAGAAUCAUGAAUCAAGCCUUGCGACCUUUUAUUGGUCAGUUUGUUGUUGUCUAUUUCGACGACAUUCUUAUCUUUAGUGCAGACUUGGAAUCUCAUCUUAGGCAUUUGCGAGAUGUCCUCACUGUUCUACGUAGGGAACAACUCUUUGCUGCUCGGCACAAGUGCGUUUUUGGCUCUUCUCAGGUCCUGUUUUUGGGCUAUAUUGUGUCUUCCAAGGGAUUGCAGGUUGAUCCCAGUAAGAUUGAAGCUAUACUCUCGUGGCCGACCCCUACUUCUAUCACCGAGGUUCGGAGUUUUCAUGGUUUAGCCUCUUUUUAUCGCUGUUUUGUUCCACACUUCAGCAAUCUUUCGGCACCAUUGACUGAAUGUAUCAAAGGCUCUUCAUUCGUCUGGACUUCGGAUGCAGAACAAGCCUUUGCUGAUAUCAAAGCUAAGCUGACUUCAUCUCCAAUUCUCACUUUACCGGAUUUCUCUAAAGUUUUUGAGCUUCAUUGUGACGCUUGUAAACUUGGCAUUGGAGCAGUUUUGAGCCAAGGAGGACGACCUGUGGCUUUCUUCAGUGAGAAGAUUUCUGGCUCUCGUUCGCGCUAUAGUACAUAUGACGUGGAGUUUUACGCCAUUGUCCAAGCAAUCAAGCAUUGGCGUCAUUAUCUCUUUCAUCAAGAGUUUAUUCUCUACACCGACCAUGAUGCGUUGAAACAUUUGGGUAGUAAAGUCAAAAUCUCUUCUCGCCAUGCCUCAUGGGUGGCUUUUCUUCAACAGUUCACAUUUCUGAUCAAACAUCAGUCCGGGAAGAUGAAUAAAGUCGCUGAUGCCUUAAGUCGACGCCAUACACUUUUGGCUACUUCUCACGCGGAAAUUACUGGGUUUUCGUCAUUUGCUGAUUUAUAUUCUGAUGAUCCAUUCUUUGGAGGCAUUUUACUUGAGCUGCAGCAAGGAAUUCGUUCCUCUUAUAGCUUGCUUGAUGGGUUUAUCUUUCGGGAUAAUAAGUUGUGUAUCCCUGCAAGUAGUCUACGCUUGAAGAUUAUUCAAGCGCUUCACAAUGAGGGCCACGUUGGUCGUGAUCGCACUUUUCAACUUGUGUCUAAUUCAUACUUUUGGCCGAGCUAUCGUCGUGAUGUUGCUCGCUUUGUGGAGAGAUGUGUUGUUUGUCAACAGUCGAAGUGCCAUGCUACGAAUAAAGGUCUUUACCUUCCGCUUCCUAUCCCUACUCAACCUUGGACAGAUAUAAGUAUGGAUUUUGUGCUUGGCCUUCCAAGAACUCCGAAAGGCAAUGACUCCAUCUUUGUCAUUGUUGAUCGAUUCUCCAAAUGGUGCAUUUCAUUCCAUGUAAGAAGACUUCCAACGCCGUUCAAGUUGCUACUCUGUUCUUUCGGGAAAUAUAUCGCCUUCACGGUCUGCCUCUUUCAAUCGUUUCGGAUCGUGACUCUCGUUUCCUUAGUCACUUUUGGAGAUCUUUAUGGAAGCUUCUUCGCACAAGUCUUGAUAUGA